UCAGAGAUAAGUUGCUGUAGAGAACCGGUCUUAUUUAACUUUGAAGAGGCUGGAUUGGGUUGGAUAAUCGCACCAACAGGAUUCUAUACCUCAGAGUGUGCUGGUUCCUGUCAUGCACAUAACGGUGUAAGGACCUCUAGUGGUAUGACGAUAGAACAUUCAUGUAGACCAAAUAACCGCAAGCCCCUUUCGGUCCUUUAUAUUACUAAAAGUCUGAACAUUAGGCUUGGAUUACUACCUGGUAUUGUCGUAAUGGAUUGUAGUUGU
Messenger RNA from Lottia gigantea (owl limpet), 267 nucleotides. RefSeq lists its product as hypothetical. Gene Ontology annotation, molecular function: cytokine activity; growth factor activity. The transcript has a single exon. Gene Ontology annotation, biological process: SMAD protein signal transduction. The annotation marks the transcript as partial. Gene Ontology annotation, cellular component: extracellular region. NCBI's taxonomy places the organism in Eukaryota, Metazoa, Mollusca, Gastropoda, Lottiidae. The record is from RefSeq and is a predicted model, not a curated record.